CUGAUCUUUUUAAACAUUUGCUGAGGGGCUUUGAUCUUUAAGUGUACUCCUCUUAUCUUUAGUCAUGUCUGGUCGCGGAAAGCAGGGAGGCAAGGCCCGCGCAAAGGCCAAGUCGCGUUCGUCCCGUGCAGGCUUGCAGUUCCCGGUAGGGCGAGUGCAUCGCUUGCUGCGCAAAGGCAACUACGCUGAGCGGGUGGGGGCCGGCGCGCCCGUCUACAUGGCGGCGGUUCUGGAGUAUCUGACGGCCGAGAUCCUGGAGCUUGCCGGCAACGCGGCGCGAGACAACAAAAAGACGCGCAUCAUCCCUCGUCACCUGCAGCUGGCCAUCCGCAACGACGAAGAGCUGAACAAGCUGUUAGGCAAGGUUACCAUCGCGCAAGGCGGCGUUUUGCCCAACAUCCAGGCCGUUCUAUUACCAAAGAAAACCGAAAGCCAUAAAGCCAAAAGCAAAUAAAGCCUUACAAAGUAAACCAAAGAACAAAGGCUCUUUUUAGAGCCACCCAAGUUUUCAAAAAAA
This is a messenger RNA of Capra hircus (goat), 517 nucleotides long. Its product is annotated as histone H2A type 2-C. Gene Ontology annotation, molecular function: structural constituent of chromatin; DNA binding; protein heterodimerization activity. Gene Ontology annotation, cellular component: nucleosome. NCBI's taxonomy places the organism in Eukaryota, Metazoa, Chordata, Mammalia, Artiodactyla, Bovidae. The coding region runs from base 65 to 454 and encodes 129 amino acids. The record is from RefSeq and is a predicted model, not a curated record. The transcript has a single exon.